CGCGCAAACUCGCGAUGCCUAGCAAGUAACUGUAGCUCUCCACACACAGCUUGAGGUUUCGUAGCCUCGCCAUCUAAUCCACCCAAGUCACUUCUACACACAACCUCGGAACCUUUCAGUUUCCCAGACAUCGCCGAAAUCCAACUUCAUAAUAUCACCUCGCAGCAAUGGCGGACCGUUACUCGUUCUCAUUGACAACCUUCUCCCCUAGUGGAAAACUAGUCCAGAUCGAAUAUGCCCUCAACGCUGUCAACCAAGGUGUAACCGCCCUAGGCAUCAAGGCAACAAAUGGCAUCGUCCUAGCGACCGAAAAGAAGUCCUCUUCCCCUCUUGCCGACCCCUCCUCCCUAUCCAAGGUCAGCUUAAUCACUCCCAACAUCGGCAUGGUUUAUUCAGGAAUGGGCCCCGACUACAGAGUGCUAGUGGACAAGGCACGAAAGGUUUCCCACACUGGCUACAAGAGAAUCUAUAACGAGUACCCACCCACCAGGAUAUUGGUACAAGAUGUUGCGCGAGUGAUGCAGGAAGCCACCCAGUCCGGUGGUGUUCGACCGUACGGUGUUAGUCUGUUGAUUGCUGGAUGGGAUGAAGGUAUUCUACCAGAUGAGGAGUCUGCCGUCGAAGGCGAGUUCGAAGGUGCGAAGAAGCCCUCGGGUAAGACCGGCGGUAUUCUGAAGGGCGGACCUAUGCUUUACCAAGUUGAUCCGUCUGGAAGCUACUUUCCUUGGAAAGCCACCGCCAUCGGCAAGAGCGCAACAACCGCCAAGACGUUCUUGGAGAAGAGAUACACCGAAGGUCUAGAGUUGGAAGAUGCCGUUCACAUUGCGCUUCUAACCCUGAAGGAGACCAUUGAAGGCGAGAUGAAUGGAGAGACGAUUGAAAUCGGUAUCGUUGGCCCACCUGCUGAUCACCUACUCGGAGUUGAAGGUGUUCAUGGUGCGACCGGACCACGAUUCAGAAAGCUAACUCCACAAGAGAUCGAGGACUACCUGACGAAUCUGUAAGCGUAAUUGUUACUAGGUCUCGCAGGAGUUCACGUGUAU
Messenger RNA from Annulohypoxylon maeteangense, 1043 nucleotides. Its product is annotated as proteasome A-type and B-type. Gene Ontology annotation, cellular component: proteasome core complex; proteasome core complex, alpha-subunit complex. The transcript has 5 exons. The coding region runs from base 168 to 1004 and encodes 278 amino acids. NCBI's taxonomy places the organism in Eukaryota, Fungi, Ascomycota, Sordariomycetes, Xylariales, Hypoxylaceae. The record is from RefSeq and is a predicted model, not a curated record. Gene Ontology annotation, biological process: ubiquitin-dependent protein catabolic process.